AUGUCCCUCCUCCUCGCCCCGGUGGUCGAGGUUUACCGCUUGCUUCUCACUCCCAUCGCGCCUUUCACCUGGUUUGGUCUCGGUAUCAGCACUCUCGACACCGUCGCCGCGUUUCGUCUAUGCGUCGCGCUCCGCCAGAUCCGUGAGAAGCUGUGGCACGAUCAUGCGCUGAAGAUGAAGACCGUAAACGCAGAGAAGGGCCAGACAGCUGCGUUACAGGAGAUUGAGCCGCGGUCGUUUGUGCGCGACGCCGCCGCCGCUCUCUUGGUAGUGUACGGAGGGGAAGCAAUCAUGGGUCCAGCUCUGGCUAUCCCGCCCUCGUUCAUGCUCUCGGGUGUUGUACCCGCCUUCUACACUGUCAUUCAAGCCACCGUCGACAAGCUUCCCUGGGUCCCCGAGCCCUCUUACGAAGUCGAGCUUCCUCUCGCGCUGUUUGACGGCUUCAGCCGUGCCUACCUUCUCUGCAACCUGAUCCCACCCAUGGUCACGGCCCAUCCUUCCCCUGCCAUCCAGGAGAACCCUUGGACUCUCCUGCUCACGUCGUUGAUGACUGCUAAUGCCGGUUUCUUCUUCACAAACCUUUUCUCCUUCUUCCAACCCUACGCCCUCACCCUAACCACCCCGACCGAGUUCCUCCCCUACGGCUGGACGACCACUGACCUGUGGUGUGCACCUGUUAUCACCGGGAUAUACUCCUUCCUCACCCACGCGCAACCGUUCUGGGCUGACGCACACGCGGUCUCGAUGGGAUGGCUGGGGUCAUCUGCUGCCGAGGGUAGCUCGGAGAAGAUCGCGGCCGUCGACCCCGAGACGGCACGCGCAGUAUGCGCGGUCAUCCUCGCGGGCCUCUUCACGACUAGGGUGGUGAAGACGUUUGGCCCUGCGGCCAUGAAGCCGAAGGCGAAGGUGGAAUGA
Messenger RNA from Epithele typhae, 915 nucleotides. RefSeq lists its product as uncharacterized. The transcript has 3 exons. The record is from RefSeq and is a predicted model, not a curated record. Lineage: Eukaryota; Fungi; Basidiomycota; Agaricomycetes; Polyporales; Epitheliaceae. Bases 1 to 915 code for a protein of 304 amino acids.